AUGCCGACCAAACGCUUUCUCGGCCUCAAUGGCACCCAGCUUCAGGUCGCUAUCGGCGUCCUGGCUGGUAUGGAUUUCCUGCUUUUCGGUUACGACCAAGGCGUGACUGGUGGCCUUCUUACCCUCGACUCUUUCAGAAAAUACUUCCCAACAAUUGAUACUACAGCAGCGCAUACUGAGGGUUGGUCAUCUGCGGCUAAAUCCAAUCAGUCAACUCGCCAGGGUAUCACCGUUGCCGCGUACAACUUGGGAUGUUUCGCCGGUUCUAUUCCCACUAUCUGGAUUGGUAACAUGCUGGGUCGCCGCAAGGCUAUCUUCCUCGGUUCUUUCAUUAUGUGCAUCGGAGCUAUUCUGCAAUGUACUUCCUACGAGCUCGCCCAGCUGGUCGUUGGUCGUCUUGUCACUGGUUUCGGAAACGGCAUCAACACAUCUACAGUCCCCACCUGGCAAUCUGAAUGCUGCAAGUCCCAUCGACGAGGUCAACUGGUCAUGAUUGAGGGUGCUAUGAUCACUUGUGGUAUCACCAUCAGUUAUUGGAUUGAUUUCGGUUUACUGUUCGCCGAUCCCAGUGAGGUUGCUUGGCGUUUCCCGCUCGCUUUCCAGAUCUUCUUCGCUGCCAUCAUCUUGGUUUUCGUCAUGUUCCUCCCAGAGUCUCCCCGUUGGCUUAUUUUGAAGGGUCGUGAGGAUGAGGCCCGCGAGGUUUUGUCGUGCUUGAUGGGCGAUGAGACCGACGAAGUCUUCAUUGACACUGAAUUUAUCGCUAUUAAAGCUACCGUCCUGGAGAUGGCCAAGGGCUCAUUCCGCGAUAUGUUUACUAUGGGCCCUGAUCGACACUUCCAUCGUACCAUGCUUGCCUACGUCAACCAGAUGUUCCAGCAGAUCUCCGGUAUCAACUUGAUCACAUACUAUAUUCCUACCAUUAUUGAGGAACAAAUUGGUCUGAGCGGUAUUAACUCGCGUCUUAUUGCUGCUUGCAACGGUACUGAGUACUUUGCUGCCUCCUGGGUCGCCGUGUUCACCAUCGAAAAAUUUGGUCGUCGUUCGCUCAUGCUCUUCGGCGCUGUUGGCAUGUCGGUUUCUAUGGCUGUCCUGGCCAUCAGUGAUUCAAUCUCCUCUACGAACAAGGGCAAUUCUACAGGUGUCGCUGCCGGUAUCGCCCAGACGGUGUUCCUGUUUGUUUUCAACACUUUCUUCGCUAUUGUUGCUUUCAGUACCAUUGGCUACAAGACCUAUGUCAUCUUCGCUGUUAUUAACGCCGCAAUUGUGCCUGUUGUGUACUUCUUCUUCCCGGAGACUACCAUGCAACCACACAUGUACGGCCCCAACGGUGAACUUCUUCGCACUCUGGACGAUGUCGAGGAUGAUGCAGUCCGUCGCGCCAGUGUUAUCUCCAACCCGAACAAGAAUGUUGCCAGGGCUCACCGUGAACACGCCGAGAAGGAUAGCGACGACAAUACCGCAACUAGCGAGGAGAAAUAG
This is a messenger RNA of Penicillium cosmopolitanum, 1479 nucleotides long. RefSeq lists its product as uncharacterized. Gene Ontology annotation, biological process: transmembrane transport; carbohydrate transport. Lineage: Eukaryota; Fungi; Ascomycota; Eurotiomycetes; Eurotiales; Aspergillaceae. The record is from RefSeq and is a predicted model, not a curated record. Gene Ontology annotation, molecular function: carbohydrate:proton symporter activity. Gene Ontology annotation, cellular component: membrane. The transcript is spliced from 4 exons. The coding region runs from base 1 to 1479 and encodes 492 amino acids.